CAGUCUUCGAAUAUGGACAUGUCAGAAUCUCUAAGUUACAGAGAUUUCCUAUGGGCAAUUAAAUUGAAUCGUGUAAGUUUAAAUUUAAUCGGUUUAUGGCCUAAAACUGAUGGAAUUGCUAAAAGAAGACUCGGGCCUGACAUUCGUGCGGGUUUCGUUUUCAUUAUGAUAGCAUUUGUUUCUGGUAUUCCUAUGAUACAUGCGCUGAAGCGAGUUUGGGGCGACUUGGUGCUGGUGGUUGACAAUUUACGAAUUACAUUGCCUCUAACAGUGGUUUUGUUGAAACUUAUUAUUUUACGAUGGAAACAGAGAGUUCUCUCAUCCAUCAUAAACAUGAUAGCAGAGGAUUGGUUAGCGCUGAAGCCAAGUGCAGAAAGAGACGUAAUGAUAAAGCGGGCUCGGACCGCUCGAUUAAUUAUAAUUUAUGGAUUCGUUCUAACAAUAUCGGCAUUCUUUUUGCUCAACAUUCUUCCUUAUUUCAAUAUACCGAUUAGACAUAUAACGAAUCUCACGGAUCGGAACAAACCGUUACCGCUGCAAACUUAUUAUUUUUACGACACAGACCGGAGCCCGCAAUUUGAGUUGACGUUUUUCAUUCAAGCCGUAACAAUUAUUGUAUCAACUAUAAUUUACACGUCAGUAAAUGCAUUUUUGGGCUUCGUGAUUCUUCAUAUUUGUGGCCAAUUGGAGAACUUCAAGCAUCGAAUAGUCAAUUUGAAUUCGUGCAAAGAUUUCAACAGAGCUCUGAGUAACAGCGUAGUGACUCAUUUACGUCUUAUCAGAUUCGCCAAUAAUACUGAAACCACAUUUACAAUAAUAUUAUUUGUACUGGUACUCCAGUUUUGUCUCUUAUUUUGUCUAUAUGGAUUUAUAUUGCUUACUGUAAAAAUAAACACUGCAAACUUCUCACAAUUAGGAUAUACGAUAAUUGCUGUCAUUUGUCUGGUUUUGCAAACAUUUAUCUACUGUUUUGGCGGAGAUUUAAUAUCUGAACAAUGCAACGCAGUAUAUCAUACUAUUUGCAAUCUUGAGUGGUAUACAUUAGAGCCGCGACAAGCAAGGAAUCUUAUUUUAUUAACAUUAUUAGCCAAGGAACCUUUUCGCAUCACUGCGGGAAAAAUUUUUCCGCUAACGAUGACUACUUUUUGCAGCGUAAGAUUAUAUUAA
Messenger RNA from Nylanderia fulva, 1167 nucleotides. RefSeq names its product odorant receptor 13a-like. Gene Ontology annotation, molecular function: odorant binding; olfactory receptor activity. Gene Ontology annotation, biological process: detection of chemical stimulus involved in sensory perception of smell; sensory perception of smell. The record is from RefSeq and is a predicted model, not a curated record. Gene Ontology annotation, cellular component: plasma membrane. NCBI's taxonomy places the organism in Eukaryota, Metazoa, Arthropoda, Insecta, Hymenoptera, Formicidae.